AUGCUGACCAUUGAUGAAAUAGUGGGGGAAAAGGAUCUUGUCCAGCUGUUCCGAACGAUUGUAAGGAAAGGGGAAGUAAAGUUCCUAAACAGACAAUAUAUAGUAAAGAGGAUAAGAGAGUUUGCGCCUUUGUCGAUGGAGGAUCUUGAGGGGCUUUACGAUGAAGAUAUUCUAGAGGAGCUGGAGAGAAACAGAAGGUGGUCUAUUUUAAGGAGGCUGAAAAGAGACAGGAAAUGA
This is a messenger RNA of Encephalitozoon intestinalis ATCC 50506, 237 nucleotides long. RefSeq lists its product as uncharacterized. The record is from RefSeq and is a predicted model, not a curated record. The transcript has a single exon. NCBI's taxonomy places the organism in Eukaryota, Fungi, Microsporidia, Unikaryonidae. The coding region runs from base 1 to 237 and encodes 78 amino acids.